AUGAAAGCCAUGUCCGGGAAAGGCGGUGAGACGAGCGUCGGCAACACGAGUCCACAUCUUACACACUUAGAGAGUCUGCUGCAGCAGCUGACGCAGUGUGAAGAGCGCAAGAGACAACAUGGCGUUGAGAACGCAGCCGCCAACACAAGACACAAACUAUUGAGCUCUCAACUGAUACAGACUCAGAAAGAGCUGGUUGCUGCUCAAGCGAGCAAGGCCAAGAUGUGUGAGGAAAUCGGGGCGUUACAGCUGACCAAGAAGCACCAAGAUAAGCAACUAGACAAGUAUAAAGUCGACUUACAGACUGCGCGCGAGGCGAAAGUGGUGAUGACAAAGAAGAUGGAACAACUCGAGGCAUUGACAUGGACAAUCAAGCAGCAGUACAUUCGAUCGCUUGCUUCUCGUAUUAAGACAAGUGCUCUAGUGCUUCAGCAGCUGAACGUGGUAAGCCAGACCUCGUUUAGUGCUCAAGUUGCUGAAAAAUGUAUAGAGUGGGAGCAGCCUACGUCAAACAAACGCAAGCGCAUUCUGGAAGUGAAUGAACAACAUCAAUCGAGUGAAGACAGAGACAAGCCCGAGCACACAGGAAGCCUUGCGGAAAACACGUCGCGCUUCAAAGACACUCAGCAGUCAGAACCCGUUGCAGUUGAUGAUCCUGCGACUAUAGAACCAUUAAACGAUGAUACUGCAAUGGUGGAGUGCCCCGAGCCUUUGGCAAGCGCGAGUCACAAUGACCGUAACUGUAAUAACCAACGCGAAGACCGUCCUAAACGUGAACACGAAGUUGGUGAAUUGCGUGCUCAAGUUACAAAAUUUGAAUUGGAUUAUUCAGUACUGAGUGACAAGUAUAAUGCGCUUGCUCGCGAUUAUGACGAGAUUUUAGCCGAGAAUACGAUGUCAGCUCAAGAAAUCAAGGCAAGUAAAUCGAAAAUCGAGGAGCUGACGCAGAUGUUGGAGAUUUUGCGGUCAAAGCCGCACGAGCUCACGGCCAAUACAUGUUCUUUGAGUGAGAAAGAUAAGGAUGCUCAAGAUGGACGCUUGAAGAUCCUAGAGGAAAACUUGGCACAAAUGAAUGGAUAUGCUGAUCAGCUAGAGAUGGUUAUUGCGCAAUGUCCAUCGUGUACCAUCAAGCUGCGAGACGAGAGCACGCAGGAUUCUGUUGCUAACAGAACUGAAUAG
Peronospora belbahrii is the source of this 1179-nucleotide messenger RNA. The record is from the annotation of a GenBank genome assembly. NCBI's taxonomy places the organism in Eukaryota, Oomycota, Peronosporomycetes, Peronosporales, Peronosporaceae.